This is a messenger RNA of Mastomys coucha (southern multimammate mouse), 2711 nucleotides long. RefSeq names its product stimulator of interferon response cGAMP interactor 1 (gene Sting1). Bases 249 to 1388 code for a protein of 379 amino acids. Gene Ontology annotation, molecular function: cyclic-di-GMP binding; 2',3'-cyclic GMP-AMP binding. The transcript has 9 exons. Gene Ontology annotation, biological process: defense response to virus; reticulophagy; activation of innate immune response. The record is from RefSeq and is a predicted model, not a curated record. Gene Ontology annotation, cellular component: endoplasmic reticulum membrane; autophagosome. NCBI's taxonomy places the organism in Eukaryota, Metazoa, Chordata, Mammalia, Rodentia, Muridae.
CUGACCUCACUGACUUGGUAGAGAGUUUUGGAGCAUCCAGAAAUCCUGUGGACUCUGUUACUUUUAAUCCUUGUGUGGAGUCUUGCCUGUGUCCACUGGAGUGUGUUACAUCCAAGGACCUUUAGAGGAAUCCAGAGUGCAGGGCUGUGUCUGCUGUCUACCCAUUGAGAGGCCACUUGCCAGGAGCUGCUGAACGGCCCUUCAUUGUCUCUCGUGUUCCAGGAACACCUCCAUCUAGGAAGCAGAAGAUGCCAUACUCCAACCUGCAUCCAGCCAUCCCACGGCCCAGAGGUCACCGCUCCAAACAGGCAGCCUUGGUCUUGCUGGUGGCCAGCCUGAUGAUCCUUUGGGUGGCAGGGGAUCCACCAAGUCACACUCUGCAGCACCUAGUACUUCACCUAGCCUAUCAGCAACUUGGACUACUGUUGAAAAAGCUCUGCUGUCUGGCUGAAGAGCUGUGCCAUGUCCAAUCCAGGUACCAGGGCAGCUACUGGAAGACUGUGAGCGCCUGCCUGGGCUGCCCCACCCGCUGCGUGGCCCUGUUCUUACUGUCCUCUUAUUUCUACUGUUUCAUCCCGGAAACUGCUGAGCUGCGCCUCAGUUGGAUGCUUGGCCUCCUGGGCCUCUCAAAGUCGCUCAGCAUGCUCCUGGGCCUUCAGAGCUUGGCCCCAGCGGAAGUCUCCGUGGUCUGUGAAAAAAAGAAGUUCAAUGUCGCCCACGGGCUGGCCUGGUCAUACUACAUUGGGUACUUGCGGCUGAUCUUGCCAGGUCUCCAGGCCCGGAUCCGAAUGUUCAAUCAGCUACAUAACAACAUGCUCAGUGGUGCAGGGAGCCGCAGACUGUAUAUCCUCUUUCCACUGGACUGCGGGGUGCCUGAUGACCUGAGUGUGGCUGACCCCAACAUCCGAUUCCGAGAUAUGCUGCCCCAGCAAAACAUAGACCGUGCUGGCACCAAGAAUCGGGCGUAUUCCAACAGUGUGUAUGAACUUCUGGAGAAUGGGCAGCCUGCAGGUACCUGUAUCCUGGAGUACGCCACCCCCUUGCAGACCCUGUUUGCCAUGUCACAGGAUGGCAAGGCUGGCUUCAGUCGGGAGGAUCGGCUUGAGCAGGCCAAACUCUUCUGCCGGACACUGGAGGAAAUCCUCGCAGAUGUCCCCGAGUUUCAAAACAACUGCCGCCUCAUUGUCUACCAAGAGCCCACAGAGGGAAACGGCUUCUCACUGUCUCAGGAGGUGCUCCGGCACAUCCGUCAAGAAGAAAAGGAGGAGGUUACCAUGAGCGCGCCCCCGACCUCAGUGGCGCCUCGUCCCUCUGUACUGUCCCAAGAGCCAAGACUCCUCAUCAGCGGUAUGGAUCAGCCUCUCCCACUCCGCACUGACAUCAUCUGAGGCAUGGGACAGCUUUGCCUGGGCUCUGGUGACCCUUCAGCCUCCUGACUGAGCCCUUCCUUCAAUGUCUAGGAGCCUCAUAGAGACUUCACAUUCUCCAGAUGAGUCCCACAUUCCCGGGCAAGCCAUUUCACCUCUCUGAGCCUCAGCCUACCCCACUUUGAAAGGAGGCCAUAAUGUGUUCCCUGCCCUCUCAUACGAUUUGUGAAGAUUAUACAUGUAGAAGUUUGGUGUCAACGCUUGGUAAACUUGAGAGAAAGGCCAAGCAUUUCCCAUGGAUGCUCCAGGCAUUCUCUGCUCUCUGUUGACCUGUGUGGAUGGUACCAGCAGACCUCCAACCCUCCAGCUUCUGGUCAUGUGUGUUCAAUGGGAGCUUCAGUAGACGGAGAGAGGAAGAAGGAGCAUUUGUUCUGUGAGUUGCAUAGAGUCACAGUGGGCUGCCCUGCCAGGCUGCCUUCUCAGUAAACAUACCUAGUCCCCUUUCCCUAGUACUGGUAUUUGUAUGACACUGGAGUACUUACUAUCUGGUUUCUUCAUAUCAUGUCCCUUGUACAUGGUCCUUCUAAAGACACUCCUCGAAUUACCCGGUUCUAGCACACAUCUUUUUCUGCUAGGAUGUGAUAGCUACAAGGCACUGGAACACAUCACCCUUGACGUCGGUGUCUGAGGGCAUAUACAGCACUCCCUGUCCUCCUCGUCCUGCUACAAGGCAUCAGCAAUGGGUGCCAUUCCAAUCCAGACAGAGCCCACCAUUCACACUGAGGGCACACCCCAUCUUUCUUUCAGUGUUCCUGCCUCCAGUGGCAGGCUGAAGGAUCAGGAGCCGGGGCUGAGUGGAGCAGCACACAGAUGCCAUAAGUGGUAUAUAGCUGUGUCCAGGGAAGGGACCAUUCAAAGAGGCAGGGGCCACUGAACACAGGCUCCCAAAUGAGAGAUGUGUGAAAGAACCAUGGAGGAGGUGUGUGUGAGGAGACAGGACGUUCCUUGGGAACAAUUAAUCACCAAGCCUACCUUAUGCCAUUGUAAUCAUAUCGUGGUAGCACUGUCACCCCCAGCUAGAAGGACAGACAGUCCUUCCUAACAGCUUUACCCAGACUUGACAUGUGUCCUCCUUCUACUUCUGUCUUCAUUACAAGGACUCAGUAUUUCACUUUGAACUUCCCCUUGUUUUAUGUAUGUGUGUUUUCUCCAGUACUAAGGAUCCAAUUCAUGGUCUUGUUCACAUAGGCAAACACUCUACCAUUGAGCUGUGUCCUCAGUUCUCAUUAUGUGUUUCUGAAUACAGUGGCACUGUAGGGGGAGGUUCUGACACUAAGGUCCUAA